AGGGGCUAUCUAGUUUUGUAGUAAUAGCGAACGGAAGUGAUGGUGCACUGUAGAGAGGGUAUGUGCAACAAAUUGAGCAACAGCAAAGUACUGUAAACUCAGUUUAGUUCCCACAUUACAGAAAUCAGACUCAUUCGACGCGCUUUAACAGGCUUUUUUGUCAAGAAAGUAACGCAGUAGAGCUGGUCAGGACCAGACGCUCACCAUGUCUGAUGGGGACUACGAUUACCUCAUCAAAUUCCUGGCACUUGGGGACUCUGGUGUGGGGAAAACCAGUUUCCUAUACCAAUACACAGACGGGAAGUUCAAUUCCAAAUUCAUCACUACAGUGGGCAUUGAUUUCAGAGAAAAAAGAGUGAUGUACAAGUCUAGCAGUCCUGACGGCACGUCGGCUAGGGGACAGAGGAUCCAUGUGCAGCUGUGGGAUACGGCAGGGCAGGAGAGGUUUCGGAGUUUAACCACGGCUUUCUUCAGAGAUGCCAUGGGCUUCCUCCUCCUGUUUGACCUCACCAGCGAACAGAGUUUCCUAAAUGUCCGAAACUGGAUGAGCCAGCUGCAGAUGCAUGCAUACUGCGAGAGCCCAGACAUUGUCUUGUGUGGCAACAAGAGUGAUCUGGGAGAGCAGAGGGCUGUGAGGGAGGACGAGGCCCGCGAACUGGCAGACAAGUAUGGGAUCCCGUACUUUGAGACCAGUGCAGCCAAUGGACAGAAUGUCGGCCAGGCUGUAGAUGUUCUGCUGGACCUGAUCAUGAAGAGAAUGGAGCGCUGUGUGGACAAGUCAUGGAUCCCUGACGGUACCGUGAGGACCAACGGAACCAGCAACCCAGACCUGGCAGAGAGCGCAGAGAAGGGCAAAUGUGCAUGUUAGGGUCCAGACUAGGGUCUAGACUAGGGUCUAUACCCAUAUGAGGUCUCUGUCCAUAAGUUAUAAAAAGUAACACUUUAAAAGGCGUGAUGUACUAAGAGACGAUGUCAUACGAAUGUUGAUGGGCCACUGACCAUGCCCCAAACCACUGGUCACACCCCCUGAACCACUGCAUUACCACUGUCGGUUCAGUCAGUUAUGUGCCUUUUGAAUGUUUUCAUUUGAAAUUGUUACUAUUCAUAUUAUUAUAAUGUUCAUUUUUAGAUUAUUUAACAUUUAGUGUACUUGCAAAUAAUUAUUUUCUUAGCUCCAGUAAGGAGGUAAGAAGCUACUCAAAUUUCUAUUUCUAGAAAACACUGGCCUGUUUGGGGAAAAAGCUACCACCAUUGCUAUAUUUUACUUGUCACAGUGCACUUCCUUUUAUUCUAGUUUAUACUGUGUGUGAAUGAGUUGGUUGAUUCACUGCAUGCAUGGCCUGCUCCACAGUAACAUCUAAUUAGCUUAGUAGUUUGGUCUCUUUCCUACAAUAUGUGUCACAGUAUUGGAAUCUAGGGGUGUAUUAGAAUCUCUAAAAUUCCUGUCUGCUGGUUGAAGUUAGCUUUCUGUUAUAUUUGAUCAUACAAUGUGCCUUUAAUAUUCUGUAUUAACUCAUACACUGUAUUCUUACCAAACAAUCUUUAUGCCAAAUAUGCAAAUCAUAUUCAGAAAAUAAAUGUAUUUUUAUUUAUUAAAACAAGUUUUGCACAAAGCUUUCUAUUUGAUCACCUAAUUAUUUUUUUUCAAUCGGUUACACAACACACUCCGAAAUGAAUUUCGUUUUAGAAUUGUUUCCUAGAUUUACAGUAGGGGGCAGGAUAUAGCAAAAUGUACAAACGGGUCGAUUUACAACAGAAGAAACCAACACGUUUACGGAAAUGCACUUACGUAAUUUCCUUUUGUUGAUCCACACCCUCGUGCUCUCAGAAAUUGUAUUUCUUUACUGAUGGGCAUGAAAUAAACUAACAACUUUUCAACAAUGCGAAUUGAAAAAUGUUAUUUUUGUUCGGGACCGGUGUAUCCCGGACACGGCACAAUGUUUGUACGGAACGACUGCAAGAAUUUCAGAUUUUGUAAAUCAAAGUGUCUCAAAAACUUCAAGAAGAAGCGCAACCCCAGAAAGACCAGAUGGACCAAGGCUUUCAGAAAAGCGUCUGGCAAAGAGUUAACUGUGGAUAACUGUCUGGAAUUCGAGAAGCGCAGAAAUGUGGCAGUCAAAUACCAGAGGGCUUUGUGGAGCAAGACUGUGGAGGCCAUGAAGGUGGUGGAGGGAAUCAAGCAGAAACGACAGGCGCGGUUCAUCUUAAACAGAUUGCGGAAGGGCAAGCAGCUGGAAAAGGAGGAGGCAAUACAAGAAGUAAAGAAGAACAUUCACUUGAUCAAAGCUCCUCAUGCAGGCAAAGCCAAGAUUAUGGAGGAAAAGAUGGUGCAGAAAUUACAAGAAGAUGUGGAAAUGGAUGAUUGAUUGGAUGCAGAUCAAAUUGGUUCUCUUAGCAAGUUCUCUGUUGAAUCGUUGAGACCUAGAUGACUCUUUUGGAGACUAACUUCAGAAAACACUCUAAACAUGUUUAGAUCCCCAGACUUCUUUUCAAACAGUGCCCAAUCCUGUAGGAAUAUAGAAGACUCCAGGAAUGACUAUAACCUGACCCACGGAAGCCAUGGUAUUAAAAACUUUCAAAACCAUGGAACUAAAUAAAAUGAUGUAUGUUGUCAAAUGCCGUAUUUGAUUAAAUCUUGUCCUACAAAA
Hypomesus transpacificus is the source of this 2648-nucleotide messenger RNA. It is a transcript of the gene rab27a, whose product is annotated as RAB27A, member RAS oncogene family. Bases 206 to 868 code for a protein of 220 amino acids. Gene Ontology annotation, biological process: positive regulation of exocytosis; melanosome transport. The transcript has 11 exons. The record is from RefSeq and is a predicted model, not a curated record. Lineage: Eukaryota; Metazoa; Chordata; Actinopteri; Osmeriformes; Osmeridae. Gene Ontology annotation, cellular component: secretory granule; melanosome. Gene Ontology annotation, molecular function: GTPase activity; GTP binding.